Molecule: messenger RNA, 2256 nt
Organism: Andrographis paniculata
Lineage: Eukaryota; Viridiplantae; Streptophyta; Magnoliopsida; Lamiales; Acanthaceae
Product: serine/threonine-protein phosphatase 2A 65 kDa regulatory subunit A beta isoform
Exons: 13
Coding region: 186-1946 (586 amino acids)
Biological process (GO): protein dephosphorylation
Cellular component (GO): protein phosphatase type 2A complex; cytoplasm
Molecular function (GO): protein binding; protein phosphatase regulator activity
Source: RefSeq, a predicted model, not a curated record
AACGUUUUUUCGGCAUAGUAAAAAAUAAAAAUAAUAGCAAAGAAAGGGGAAGGUAUCGGCCUUCGCGAUUUACAUGAAAGCGCAUCUGGAGUUACAGAGAUCUCUUUGAAUCUCCAACACCCUUUGGAUCGGAGGAAGCCGGCCGGAACUCGCAGUCGCAGCCUCUGGAAAAUUAAUUUGUGACAAUGUCCAUGGUGGACGAGCCACUGUAUCCAAUAGCAGUAUUGAUAGAUGAGCUGAAGAAUGAUGACAUUCAACUACGAUUAAACUCCAUACGUAGACUGUCCACUAUAGCGCGGGCGCUUGGGGAGGAAAGGACUCGAAAAGAGUUGAUCCCAUUUCUGAGUGAGAAUAAUGACGAUGAUGAUGAGGUGCUACUUGCCAUGGCUGAAGAAUUGGGUGUUUUCAUUCCAUAUGUUGGAGGGGUGGAGCAUGCUCAUGUAUUGCUCCCUCCUCUUGAAACACUUUGUACCGUGGAGGAGACAUGUGUUAGGGACAAAGCUGUAGAGUCAUUAUGCCGAAUAGGAUCACAGAUGAGAGAAAGCGAUUUGGUUGACUCAUUUAUUCCUCUUGUGAAGAGGCUGGCAGCUGGUGAGUGGUUCACGGCUCGAGUUUCAGCUUGUGGGCUUUUUCAUAUUGCUUACCCAAGUGCCCCGGAUAUAUUAAAGACUGAAUUGAGGUCAAUAUAUGCCCAACUGUGUCAAGAUGAUAUGCCUAUGGUAAGGAGGGCUGCUGCAACAAAUUUGGGGAAGUUUGCAGCCACUGUGGAAGCUGCUCAUCUUAAGACUGAUAUCAUGGCUAUGUUUGAGGAUCUUACACAAGAUGAUCAGGAUUCUGUUCGCUUGCUAGCUGUUGAGGGCUCUGCUGCUCUUGGAAAGCUAUUAGAACCUCAAGAUUGUGUUGCACAUAUUCUCCCUGUAAUCGUUAACUUCUCACAGGAUAAGUCUUGGCGUGUGCGUUACAUGGUUGCCAACCAACUCUAUGAGCUAUGUGAAGCUGUGGGCCCUGAACCCACUCGGACGGAUUUGGUUCCUGCAUAUGUCCGCCUGCUCCGCGACAAUGAAGCUGAAGUGAGAAUAGCUGCUGCUGGAAAAGUAACAAAAUUUUGUCGAAUUCUUAGUCCUGAUCUUGCUAUUCAGCACAUUCUUCCAUGUGUGAAGGAAUUAUCUUCCGAUUCUUCACAGCAUGUGAGGUCUGCCUUGGCAUCAGUGAUAAUGGGAAUGGCUCCUGUUUUAGGAAAGGAUGCAACAAUUGAACAACUUCUUCCCAUAUUUCUUUCCCUUUUGAAAGAUGAAUUUCCUGAUGUUCGCCUCAAUAUCAUUAGCAAGCUGGAUCAAGUCAACCAGGUUAUUGGAAUUGACUUACUUUCUCAAUCAUUGUUACCUGCGAUCGUUGAGCUGGCAGAGGAUAGGCACUGGAGAGUUCGGCUUGCCAUCAUAGAAUAUAUUCCCUUGCUGGCUAGUCAGUUGGGUGUUGGAUUUUUCGAUGAUAAGCUUGGUGCCCUUUGCAUGCAGUGGCUUCAGGACAAGGUUCACUCUAUUCGGGAUGCUGCAGCUAACAAUUUGAAACGUCUGGCAGAAGAAUUUGGUCCAGAAUGGGCAAUGCAACACAUUGUUCCUCAGGUUUUGGAUAUGGUAAACAAUCCACACUAUCUAUAUCGCAUGACUGUUCUUCGCGCAAUUUCGCUACUUGCUCCAGUCAUGGGUGCUGAAAUAACCUGCUCUAAAUUAUUACCCGUGAUUGUUAAUGCAACCAAGGACAGGGUACCCAACAUUAAAUUUAACGUGGCCAAGGUGUUGCAAUCCAUGAUACCCAUUGUCGAUCAAUCUGUAGUGGAGAAAACGAUUCGCCCCGCAUUGGUAGACCUUGCGGAGGACCCCGAUGUCGACGUCCGCUUUUUUGCGAAUCAAGCAUUGCAAUCAAUCGAUCAUGUGAUGUCAAGCUAGACAGCAACGACGGCAAAGUGUAGUUGUCUUGUGAUUGCCAUUUUCUCUGUUAGUGUGAUCUGAUAGAUCUUGGAUGGAUAAUCCAAUCCUCCUUUGUUUGUUUUCAAGUAUUAUAUAUAUAUAUAUAUAUCUAUAUAUAGAUAUCUUUGUUGUCCUGAGUCUCGUCCAUUGUUGUUCCAUAUUUUUCCCCAUAGUCUUGCAAAUGUUUAGACUUCAUCGUCGUCGUGGUCGUUGUCAUAUUAUUAGCACUGUAUUUUCAAUUGUAUCGGUUAACAUUAAGGCUUGAGCAAGUGUAGUAUUUUGAUUCUCA